AUCUGAGUGGCUGAUGGAUGGUGGUGCAGGAGGUGAUGGUGGAGGUGGAGGUCCGGGCGGCGCAGAACGUGCUGGAGGCGUGCGCGCAGACGGUGACCAUGGAGCGGGUGGUCUUCACCUCCUCCGUCACCGCCGUCGUCUGGAAGGACGACGACCACAAGCCCGUCGACGCCUUCGACGAGCGGAACUGGAGCGACCUCAACCUCUGCAGGAAGCGCAAGUUGUGGCAUGCGCUGGCCAAGACGCUGUCGGAGAAGACGGCCUGGGCCUUGGCCAUGGACAGAGGGGUGGACAUGGUGGCCAUCAACGCCGGCCUGCUCACCGGGCCGGGGCUCUCCUCCGCCCACCCCUGCCUCAAGGGGGUCCCCGAGAUGUACGAGCACGGCGUCCUCGUCACCGUCGACGCCGACUUCCUCGCCGACGCCCACGUGGCCGCCUACGAGUGCCCCACGGCCUUCGGCCGCUACCUCUGCUUCAACAACGUCGUGUGCCGGCCCGAGGACGCCCUCCAGUUCGCCCAGAUGCUCACCCCGUCCGCUCCAUGCUACCCGCCGAGUGAUGAGCUGAAGGUGAUCCCACAAAGGAUUCAGAACAAGAAGCUGAACAACCUGAUGGUGGAGUUUGCCAGUGCCAUAUACGGGGACUUGGAUUAGAGAAUCACUAGUUCAUUGAUUUACAUCUCAAGGGCAGCUAGGGUUGUAUUCUUUAUGUACCUAAAUAUCCGUAUUCUUUUUCCUCCUGAAAAGGGAAAUAUGGUUGGUCAGAUGUACAAAUCUGUACAAGGCCAAGCAUGCCGCAUGUAUUCCACCACUCUUACCAGGAUGGUAGGAGCAUUUGAGCCAGUGCUUAGCAAUGUAGUAGUAAUCCUUAGGUCCAACAAAAGGGAAAAUAAGUCCACAGUUAUGUUACUACUGCCUUGUACAGCAGCAUUAUAUGAAUAUGAUGAACAAAUGUUGAAAGCUUCAA
Molecule: messenger RNA, 966 nt
Organism: Triticum urartu
Lineage: Eukaryota; Viridiplantae; Streptophyta; Magnoliopsida; Poales; Poaceae
Source: RefSeq, a predicted model, not a curated record